AUGUCCCACAAUACAUCCCAAGGCUCCGGCGAUCUCGAAAAUCAAAAGACUUCCGAUACAACGCAUGUUCCUUUCAACACGAACGACGAGAGUCUUCAUGACAACCCUGCCUUCCACCGACACGCUGAAGCGACGACAGCGGAGCUGUUCUACGAUCUGUUCUUUGUAGCUAACUUGACAACGUUCACAUCCGGUCUCGAAAUCAACGACCACAAUUCGCUCACUGCAUACGUUGGAUUUUUCUCCCUUCUCUGGUUGACGUGGUAUCAAGUCUCCCUUUACGAUGUCCGCUUCAGCGCCGACUCCGUGUUCGAACGCUGUGCCAAAGCUAUUCAUUUCGGCACGAUGGUAGGCUUCGCUGUCAUCGGCCCGCAGUGGAAGCCCGGACAAAAAAUCGAUGACUACAAAAUCUACAAAGCCUUUGGUCUCAUUCUCCUCGUAUCCCGUCUCACGCUCGUCUGCCAGUAUGGGGUUACCCUCUUCUACACCAAGAAGUACACCAAGACUCGCAUCCCACUGCUCCUUGUUAUGGGCUCUUCCCUCAUCGCAGCCAUCCUUUACGGCGCCCUGACACCCGCGUUCCCAAACCCCGUAUACCCAGAAAAGGUCAAGACCAAUGUCUACAUUGCCUGGUAUAUCAUCGGCAUCUGCGAAGUCCUGCUCACCGUCUCCGUAUCUUGCAUCUGGCGCGUGAUCUCCUUCAAAGGCACACACAUGGUCCAGCGCAUGUCACUGCUCACCCUCAUCAUCCUCGGUGAAGGCAUCAUUGUCAUCUGCAAAUCCAUCUCCAAGAUUGUGAAAAACGAGUUCCUCUGGACGGCUGCCGUCGUUGGACAAAUUAUCUCCGCGGUCCUGAUUAUUUACUUCUUGUACAUGCUGUACUUUGACCGCAUGCAAGAAGACCAUUUCGGAAGCAUUAAGCAGCAGAUUUGGUCGGUCCUGCAUUUCCCACUGCACACGGUUCUUGUGCUUGUCCUCCAAGGUAUCUCGCUCCUCAUUAUCUGGGUCCAGGCCAUUGAUGCAUUCAACGUCCUUGGCAGCGAUUUCCAGUACGUCAACAACCAAAUGGGCAACUACACUGAUGGCGCUGAAUUCGCAACCGCACUGAAUGCAACCGCUUACAACAAUGUGUUUUACUUUGUCCCCAAGGGGGUUGACGCGACUAAGGAAAUUGAGACCGUAUAUAACUCGCUAUUUGUUAUUGCGGAGGCAUACGAUUUUGUAAUGUCAAGCAAUUGGACGAACACGACUGCGGUGGAUGAGUUGGCGACCGGAUUGAACGAUCUACUAUCUGCCACUAGUAAGACACUGUUUGACAGUCUGAGCGUGACGUUGCCAAAGAAGAAGUACGAGCAGAAGCUAGACUUGGACGGUAUGUUGGCAACAUACGUUGGUAUCUUUGAACUCGUGUUUCAAUACGUUUUCAUCGCUGGCGGCCUCGCACUCAUCCUAACUACCGUCCUGGGCUUCCUCUCUCUCCCCGCGCACCAACGCCGUGGCUCCGAAUACAUCCGCCUCAGCAUCAACUUCUUCGCCGGUGUCGGGGUCUGCAUGAUCAUCCCGCUCGUCGUGCAUUUUGGAGAUAAAGAUGGCAACUAUAUAUCCAGUGCUUGGUUGAUCCCGACGCUAUGUAUUUUGUUUUUCUUGUGUGUUGUGAUCAAUGUUGCAAAGGUUGGAAAGGAGAAGAAGCAUUAG
Lindgomyces ingoldianus is the source of this 1695-nucleotide messenger RNA. RefSeq lists its product as uncharacterized. The transcript is spliced from 2 exons. NCBI's taxonomy places the organism in Eukaryota, Fungi, Ascomycota, Dothideomycetes, Pleosporales, Lindgomycetaceae. The record is from RefSeq and is a predicted model, not a curated record. Bases 1 to 1695 code for a protein of 564 amino acids.